Molecule: messenger RNA, 5284 nt
Organism: Sphaerodactylus townsendi
Lineage: Eukaryota; Metazoa; Chordata; Lepidosauria; Squamata; Sphaerodactylidae
Product: zinc finger protein 500-like
Exons: 6
Coding region: 175-1977 (600 amino acids)
Source: RefSeq, a predicted model, not a curated record
GCCUGUCUAGCUCUGUGCAAGGGAGGGGGUUGGUUUUUAAUUUCUCUGCAGGGAAAAACAGAGAAAGCAGGAAACAAGACAGCAUCCGGAGCAGACAGGCAGAAGCUCAGAACUUGGGUUCAAAUCCCAGUCACUUUUGGCAGUGCAACAUCAUCAUUGUCAGUGUCUCUGGGAAUGAAAAUGGAGGAGCAAGGCCAUACCUCAGUGGAAGCACUUCAGGGAGCAGGAAAGGCCCCUCAUAUUCUCCAGGUUGAUAAUAUUAGGGAAUUUCUGCAAAGGAGACCAGGAGAACAAAUUAAACAGGAACCAGGGGAAGUUUCCUUUCAUCAAUGGGAAGCCCAGUGGCAGGAGUUCCUGACGAAACUAGAUUCUCCUCACACAGGCUGGGGGAUCCCAAUAUUACUGGACAACAAGCCUUUGCCCUGGGAUGAUCCAAAGGCUUUUCUGGCUUCCUUUGAACAGGUGGCCGAAGCCUGCCACUGGCCCAAAGAAGAAUGGGCAACCCGACUCCUACCAGCCCUCACUGGAGAAGCUGAGCAGGCCUUUAUCAAAUUGGAUGCCCAAGAUAGAGAGGAUUAUGGGAAAGUAAAGGCCGCCAUCUUGCGAGGAAAUGCCAUCAGCAGGGAGAAGCAACGUCAACGCUUCAGAUGCUUCUGCUACCGUGAGGCUGAGGGGCCAAGGGGAGCAUAUGGUCGACUUCAGGAACUUUGCUGCCAAUGGCUGAAAUUUGAACGACACUCCAAGGAACAGAUUUUGGAGCUGCUGAUCCUGGAGCAGUUGCUGACGAUCCUGCCCCUGGAGAUCCAGAGCCAGGUUAGAGAAUGUGGACCAGAGACCUGUUCCCAAGCAGUGGCUCUUGCUGAGGAUUUCCUUUUCAGACAGCAGGAGACCCAAAGACAGGAGAAAGAGGUAGCAUUUGAGGAGGGGGCUGCAAGCUUCUCUGAAGCAUCUGAGCUGGACCACAGACAUUUGGGCCCAGAAACCAAGAAGGAAGAUGACAGAGACAACAGCCUGUCAGCUGAAAGACGGAUGAUCCUAGAAGCAGGAGAGAAAUACCUAUCUGGAGACGUGGAUCUGGAUAAGCCACAAGGUUCAUCAGCAUGUAAAGUCGAAGAGAAUGUUUCCCAAUGUUGUCGGCAGGUCUACAUUUCUGUGGGAGAGGAAAGAACUGAGUGUCGGCAGGACACCUGUCCAGUAGAGGACAAGGUUGAAUCCCUUCCUUGUGUGGGAGGCCUCAAGGCCUCCAGCAACACCAUGGAGCAAAUGGAAAUUGAUUCUGGGAAGAAGCAUGAGCCCUACCCUGAGUAUGGGAAACAUUUCCUGCCAAAGAGCACGUAUGCAGGAGGGAAAGGGCACAAAUGCCUGGUCUGUGGGAAAUGCUUUCUUUCAGGCUCCAAGUUCAGCAUCCACCAGAGAAGCCACUUGGGGGAGAAGCCGUACAGGCAUUUGAAUUUCUGUAGCCCUCCACACACGUGCCGAGCCAGCCUCGACAUGCGUAACCCAGAUCCAUCUGUGUUGUUCACAAAAAUGAGUCCUCGCAUCCGUGGCCAGCGCUGGGAAGGGAAGGAAGUGGUGGCUUUGUUGAACAGCAUCAAGGUCAGCCCUGCCCUUGCCCUGCUGAUGAGCAGCAGCUCACAGAGGGGUCAGCAACACUGGGAAAAAAUUCGGGACAAGCUGUGCUCUCUGGGGUUCAACCGGACAAUCGACCAGCUGAGAUCAAAGUGGAAACAACUGAAGACCGAUUUCUUUGCCGCUGGUAGGCCUGCUGCGGAGGGAAAAGAAAGGCCCGCAAGCAUACCACAUUAUUUCAACCGAAUGCGGGCUCUGUGGGAUGCGGCAGGACGUCCCCCAUUCAAAGAUCGUCACCUGCCAGGGCACAACUACCUGGGGAUGCUGGGAAAAAUGACCAUCUUUCAUCUGGGUCGGGCAACAAGAUCACAGUCAUCUGCAAGAGACAGAAACAGAUCCUGUCAAUGAGGAGGAAGAUUUUCCUGCCCAGUUUAUCCUCUUCCAAAUGGCGAACAUUGUGCAUAAUUUCUCCUAUUUGAAACCCGUUCUUCUCCAGAGGCAUCAGUGCUUUGCUUCAAAAAUGAAAAUUGCUGGUUCUGUAUAUGUAUUUGCUUUUCAUGUGGCUGAUGAAAUAUUCAUUUUGGCCAAUGAUCUACAGAGUUUCUAGAUAUGAGAUGGCAAAUCAGUGUUUAGUUUAACAAUAAGAUGAGGAAGGGAUGGACUGGUUGUUGUGGGUUUUCCUGCUGUGUGGCUGUAGUCUGGCGGUUUGAGCUUCCAGUGUUUCACCUGCAUCAGUGACUAGCAUCUUUAGAGGUAUAUCAUGGUAAGAUGUGUGGCUCUGAAGAUGUCAGUCACAGAUAUAGGAAAACGUUAGGUGCCAAAACCAACAAAAUAUGGCCACAGCUCAGAAAACUCACAACAGCCAGUAGAUUUUGACCAUGAAAGUCUUUGAUAAUAGAAAAUAUGGACUCUCCUCAGAACUGGGCAGAACGUGGCAUAUUCUUCCAGUGCCCCUCUUACCAGUUUAGAGCUAUGCUCUUGAGCCCCACAAGGUUGGGCACAGUUAAUGAGAAAUAUUCUCUAUGUUAAAAAAGUUAUAUUUUCAUAUAUGCCACAUAAUAGUGGAGGGAAGUUAAGGUUGCCUGUUCAUUCACAUGAGGUGUUAAGCUAGAGAACUGAUAACAGGCUGAACUGUCCUCAAGGACAUGCCUUCGUUGCCACAAGAGGGAAAUUGGAGAUCUGACAUUCUGGCACAUCCUGCUCAAACGUAAUAUAAAAGAAGACUUAGCCAAUGUUGGUGUGCUUUUGUGGCUUUCUAGUUGCAUGGCAAUGUGAAGAACCACAUCAUGGCUUCAUUUGAGUCUUAGGAAGGGGUGGGAGUUCCCACUUGUUUCCAGUUCCUAACAUCCUGCUGUUGGGGAUGUUAACAGGGAAUAUGCGUCCCUUCCUAAAACUGUGCCUGUAUAUUGACAUGCAGUCAGUACCAGUAGGGAUGAGCUGUUUAUUCCGCACCUGAAUUUCUACAAAGGGGGUUGUCCCCUUGCUGUACAAACCUUGCAUCAAAACACUCCUUACCCCUUUGUGUAAGUGUGGGUGUGUGAGUUAAAAGAGUCUUUGGUGCCCUUGUGCUUUCUCUUCACUGUGCAUGCUGGGACUCGUGCUCAUUUAACUACCUGUAUUUUUAAUUUUCAUUCCACAGAUCAAGGUAGCAUAGGGUGGGGUUGGUGGGGAGGACACUUGUUUGCCAGAAGCUCCCUACAUCCAGGCACUGCCCAGUCCUAGUCCUGCUUGGCAUCAGCAAGGUGGGCAACCCAGCCAGUUUUCCACUGGCACAAUCAGUUUUCCUCUCCCUUUUUUCCAACAGCCAAUUUUAACUUUCCUUUUUGGCCCAGCAUAUGCUGUGCUUCCAAAGCAGCUUCCGUGCCACUGCUUCUGGCUUUCCACUCCGUUUCCCUUUCCCUCCUCCUGAUACUGAAAAAGGAGGGAGUAGUGUUCUUUUUUGUUCUUUUUUUAAUGAAUAUGUCCUUUUGGCUCUGCCAUCUUGACAUUUUAGCCUUGUCCCCUGAGCCCAUCAUAGAUUCAUAGAGUUGGAAGAGACCACAAGGGCCACCCAGUCCAGCCCUCUGCCAUGCAGGAACACGCUAUCAAAGCACUCCUGACAGAUGGCCAUCCAGGCUCUGCUUAAAAACUUCCAAAGAAGGAGACUCCACCCCCCUCCAAGGCAGCAUGUUCCACAUGACCCUUCCAGUUAGCCCCCCACCUCUUGUCCUCACUUGCCCUGCCCAUAGGUUGGGUGGUGCUGGUUUCAAAUUUGAGCAAGUUUAUUGAGCACCACCUACACACAUGUGCGUGCGCGCCUGAAAAAAGGAUACUACAGGGUCGGUGCUGUGCUGGAAAAAAUUGCUUCAUUCAGCUCUUGAAAUGCAGAACUAGGGAUGCCAAGUGGGGCCUAGACAGCUCCUGGAAUUACAGCCAAACUCCAGACAACAGAGAUCAACUCCCCUGGAGCCGGAGGGUGAACUCUAGGGCAUUAUUCCCUGCUGUGGUCUCUCCCUGAACCCCAACCUCCCCCCGGCUUUGCCUCCAAAUGUACAAGAAUUUCCCAACACAGUGUUGGAAGCCUUCUGUAGACUGUCAUUGGCCUGAGUUUAUACCAAAAGUAAAACAGCCAUAUCAGUUCAUCCAAAAUGCGAAUCAAACCCAUUUCUUCAGAUUAGAGUCCAUCUACUUCUCAAUCACUACACCAUGCUGGGCCAGUUGAAAGGUGUCACAUGGAUUUUGGUCUCAUUUCUGACCUUAUAUUGCCAUGUAGGCUUGGCAUAGGGUUGCCAGCCCAUGUCUGGUCUGGGAGGUAGGAACUGGGAGGGGGGUGGUUACUUGACGUUGCAAGCAUUAUUACAUCACUUCUGGGAUAAAUUGGAGGUGACAGGGACAGUAUCUCUAGGAAUCUCUGGAAACUCUGUGGCAAAAUCUCUCAGAAUUUCAACCGAUCUCUUUGGAGAGUGGCUAGAUCUUGGAAGGCACAGUUCUGGGCAGAAGGGUCAAGUUGGCUGAAAGUGCUCUAUGCAUCUGAGAGGUAUUCUUUGCACUUCCAUCCAAGCAAUCCAGCCAUACGUUCCAGCAUGACACUACAGAGGAACCUAGCCCUGUCCAUUUCCACAUUUUGCGUAAGCAUACAACAAGCAGUGAGAAGGGCCCAUUAAGCUGAUGAGAGUGAUACGUUUUUAACAUUUAGUGUAACACACCCACGUUGCAUGUUUUGUGGGAGGGAGUGGCUGAAUGGUAGGGCACCUUUUUGGCAUAAAGAAGGUCCCAGGUUCAAUCCCUGGCAUCUCCAAUUCCAAGGAUUACAUAACAGAUGAUGUGAAAGUUCUUUCUCUUGUAACAAUGUUUAGCAUAGGGACCUUCCUCUGAUAUUGUCUCCUGGCCCCGGAAGCUGCCUGUGAAUGUGAAGGUUCCCUUUAGUCACUAUGGCUAGUAGCUGCUGAUAGCCUAUCACACAUCUGAUACAGUCUGUACAUAGGUACGUUAAGUGCUGGGCUUUCAAGGCAAGUGAGAAGCAAAGAUGGUUUGCCAUUUCCAUUCUUGGUAAUCUUCCAUUCAAGAACUGACCUUGCUUAACUUUGAGAUCUGAUGAGGUCGGGCCAUAACACACUGCCUUCCCUGCCCCUACAGCUUGAAAGGAAAGAAUAAACAUCCUCUGUUACCAUAAUUAGUUGAUUUUUUAAAAAUAUCCUGAUUGCUUGGCCACAACCGUGCUUUUGAAUAGCUUCAG